Molecule: messenger RNA, 1030 nt
Organism: Musa acuminata subsp. malaccensis (wild Malaysian banana)
Lineage: Eukaryota; Viridiplantae; Streptophyta; Magnoliopsida; Zingiberales; Musaceae
Source: RefSeq, a predicted model, not a curated record
UGCCAACACCAACGGAUGGGGCUCCUCCCGUCUCCGCAAGGAGGGAGUCCCCAUGAAGGACCGACUCUUCCCACACAAGGGGGAGUCGUCAUGAAGAACACUACUCGCAAUAGCAACAACAACAAUAACAGGAGCAACAAUAGUCACAAUCGCAAUUCUCGUCGGAGGGAUGGGCAAGCCCCUGACACCCCAUGUCAUCCAACCACCCAAGUAACAACCGCCACCCCCAUCGAAGGGAGUGUUAUUUUGUGGAGACUUGUGAGUGGCUAUCAUUAUAAAUACUCCCAUCGCUUUCUACCGAGGAGGGCGUUCAAUCGUAACUUAUCUUCUUGGAAAGGAGUGCUUCCAUAUCGGUGUCUGCAAAUGCAGGGUAAAGUUGUCAAGGAGGGGCCGUGGGGUGCGAACGCAGGGAAUGAGUUCGAUACUGGUCGUGUUGACCGUUUUACCAAGGUCAAGAUUUACCAUGGAGAUGUAAUAUACGGGUUGGAAAUAACCUUCGUCGUGGAUGGUAAAACCCAACCCCCCUUGCUUAUUGGAAGCAAAAAGCGCGCAUCCCAAAAGAUUACCCUCGACGAGGACGAACGCUUCAUUUCCAUCUCGGGAUACUUCAAACCAAUGUUGGGAAACGACAUUUUCAUAACACAACUUACUCUUACCACCGAUGAAAACAGAAACGUAAGUGCUGGCAAUGAGACGGGCAAUCCUUUCUCCCUUGCUUUAGAGGAGGGAGGUCACAUUGUGGGCUUCUGUGGACUUGUUGGUCAACCGACUGUCGCCGUGGGAGCCAUUGCAGUGCACUGCUCCUUGGCUGAUUCCUAGAUAUGGAUGCACUAGUCCGUAAAGGACUGCUGCUACUACACAUAUGCUAUACUAAAUAAGGAGCAGCAGUUGUCGUCAUCAUCGUUAUCCUUAUUGUUGUUGUCCCCAUCGUCAUCCUUAUUGUUGUUGCUGUCAUCAUUAUCGUCGUUGAUGUUCUUGUCCUCAAAGUAUUCUUAAAUAAAUUAUAAACCACUUGUGGGUCUACUAUGAU